Arabidopsis lyrata subsp. lyrata is the source of this 2696-nucleotide messenger RNA. RefSeq lists its product as uncharacterized. Lineage: Eukaryota; Viridiplantae; Streptophyta; Magnoliopsida; Brassicales; Brassicaceae. Gene Ontology annotation, molecular function: RNA-DNA hybrid ribonuclease activity; nucleic acid binding. The record is from RefSeq and is a predicted model, not a curated record. The coding region runs from base 1313 to 2236 and encodes 307 amino acids. The transcript is spliced from 2 exons.
AAAUGUUGGCUUCCCAACAUCAUCAGGAACCAAUGAGAUCAUCAAAGCAGUCUUCUUCAACUUCGGUACCUGAAAAUAAAAAGUUAAAUGAAUGAAACACAUCGCAUAUUACACCAUUAUUGCUCGUAUCGGUGGCCCCAAGAAAAACCAGAGACGCCUUUAUCUGCAUGCCACAUACUCGUCAUGACUCAUGAUCCAUUAUGCAUUAUGUUUAUGUACAUACAGCUGUACACACUAUAGAAUAUAUGUAUGUUGCGUGUGUUUCCCUUAAAUUAUUAAUGAUACACAUUUAUUUCAGAAUUUUAUAUAUACAUACACGCAUAUGAAUCCUCACUCUAUAUUUUCUUGUAUCAGUAGAUAAAUAUUGGUUUGAUAAUUGCAACACUCUCUUCUUCUUUUUUGUACUUAAUUGCAAUCUUAAACUAGUUUUGAAAGGUGCACAAAAAAAAAACUAGUUUUGAAAUAUGCACAUAUAUUAGACUUUUGUGAUAAUUCUAUAAGUUUGAUUAAAGUUAGACUAAGGAGGCCUUAAACCGAACCAACUCAUCAGAAUUAAUGAUUUUGAUAUUCUAAUAAUGAAGAGAAAUAUUAAAAAUGUUUAUAGCUGAUUAUAAAAUGAUUAGAAGCUGGAUCAUACGGAUAUAAAAAUGGCGUAAGUAUUGGAAGCACAUGAAAACAUGUGCAACAAACACUGUCCCUCUCUUCAAUGCACUCAUUUUCUUUGUCUCCUAAUUUUUUUAAAAAUGUUAUUUUAGACAACUGAUUUUUGAAUGCUGGAGUGGGCACUAGACCCUCUUAUGCUUGGAAAAGCAUUUUACAUGGGAGGAAUCUGUUAAGCCAGGGUCUUGUUAAGAACAUUGGCAAUGGAAAAUCUUUUCGAGUUUGGAUUGAUGAUUGGAUUGAAGAUGAUGGCUGGCGUGCUCCUUAUAGGAGAAAUUAUUUCUUCAAUCCUGAUUUGAGAAUUUCUGAGCUCAUUGACUGGGAUAAAAGGAUUUGGGAUCCUCAGAAACUUGAGUUUCAUUUCCCUCCUUUGGAUAUUCUUAUAAUCAAUAAGAUCAAGCCAGUGACUGAACUUGAGGACUUUUAUUCAUGGAAACAUAAUAAGAGUGGCGAUUUUUCGGUAAAGUCUGCUUAUUGGUUAGCUUCCCAAUCUAGCAAUCUUCAGACUAGAAUUCUUGCUGAGCAGCUCCCAUCAACGAAUGACUUGAAAGCUCAGGUCUGGGCUCUUCAAACUGAUCCCAAGAUUCAUGUUUUCUUAUGGAAAGUUCUAUGUGGAGCUUUACCUGUGGCGGCUGCUCUUCUAGGCAAAGGAAUGAAAAUUGAUUUAAGAUGUCAGCUUUGUGGUGAUGAGGACGAAUCGGUGAACCAUGUUUUAUUCACAUGUUCCAUGGCUAGACAGAUUUGGGCUCUCACUGGCAUUCCUUCUCCAAGUUGGGGAUUUCAUAAUGGUUCUGUGUUCAAUAACAUUCAUUAUCUGUUAAUGAAUACUACGAAUACUCUUUGGCCACAUGAGUUAAGAUUAUCCUUUCCUUGGACUUUAUGGCGUAUUUGGAAGAAUAGAAAUCUUGCAUCUUUUGAAGGAAAAUGUUUUUCUCCUCUGGAAUCUGCUCAAAAGGUGAAAGAAGAUUGGACUGAAUGGGUUGAGGCUCAAAAGGGUGAUGAAGAAAUUGGGUUGGUGAAUGGACCUGAGACUCACGGCUUGUCUCCUCUCGGUCAUGGCAUUGGUAACAGAAGAUAUGGUUGGUCUCCUCCUCCUUUAAACUGGUUUAAGUGCAAUAUUGGUAUAUCUUGGUCCAACAGGAACAAGUUUGCGGGUUGUGCUUGGGUUUUGAGAGAUCACUUGGGGAAGGUUCUGUUACACAGUAGAAGAGCUUUUGUGAGGCUGUCUGAUAAGCAAGAGGCUCAUUUUAUAGGUUUAAUGUGGGCAAUUGAGAGUAUGCGGAGUCACAGAGUAGAAAAUGUGAUUUUUGGGCUGCAGGUGGAGUCUUUGGUUAAGGCUAUUAACAGACCUAUUGCUUGGCCUUCUUUUAGAUAUCAAUCUAUGGAGGCUGGUUUGGUUCUUAAGUUUUUUAGGCGAUGGAAAAUUAUUUUGGAAAACUCUUCUUCAAACAGGUGUGCUUUUCUUAUUGCGAAGAGUGUUACUAAUGAUUGUAGACUUCAAUCGUAUGUUACGGUUGGUCAUCCUUUUUGGCUUGAUGGUGUCUUCGCAGUGGAAAGAGCUUUGGCGUCUGAUUGAAUCUGAGUUUUUGUGGAAUCGGCUUCGGAAUGGUGAAGUGUAUUCCUUUGUAUUAGCCCAGCUUGUUUUAGUUUGUGGCUCCUUUUGGCCUGUGUUUUUUGAGUUGUAUUGCUCUUAUGCAUUGGUUUGGUUUCUCGGGGAUGUUAUUGUUUGUAGCUCUACAUCUCUUUCUAAUAUAAUUCCAGAUGACAAAAAAAAAAGACAUCUCAUCUGUUAAUAUUUUUUCGUUAACAAGGUUUGUAUAUCCCCACUCUCUCCAUAAUUUGGUCAUAAUUUUUUGGGGAUUAAGACUCUUAACUUUAUCUAUGAAGAAAUCUGGUUCAAUAAAAGACAUAUCUUCAUUGGGCCACUAAGUUGUUAGGUUUUGUUAUAAUUGUCAAACUGCUUUAUAAAUAUAAGAUUUAUUUAAUGUUUUAAGAAAAAGUUACUCAAAUCACCACAAAUUAGAAAAUUACUAAAC